AGGAAGAAGAAGAAGAACGGAACGUCAACAUGGCUGCUGACAGUGAUCUCGAGUCGGAGGUGUUCGAGAUCACCGACUUCACCACAGCGUCGGAGUGGGAACGGUUUGUGUCGAGAGUCGAAGAAGUGCUGAAUGACUGGAAGCUGACUGGGAACUCUGCAAGGACAUUGUCUCCAGAAAAGGGUCAAUACACCAGUGGCACCUGGGGUGAGAAGUCACAGGAUAUUAAUUUUGCUGACUUUAAGUUCUACAUAACCCACUACUUCCUGAAAGAAGAAUGUGAUCAGGAUGAAGGGACGGACUCACCCAAGGAAGAUGUCUUACCCUUGGGGAUUCAGGACCUUCUGUGUAUGAACAAUGAUUUCCCUCCUCGAGCCCACUGCCUGGUCAGAUGGUACGGCUUACGAGAGUUUGUGAUCAUCAGUCCAGGAACAAACUGUGAGGCCAUCAUCAGCGAGUCCAAAUGCAAUCUGCUUCUCAGCUCCGUCUCCAUAUCUCUUGCCAACAGUGGCUGUCAGGUUCCCAUGUUUGUGCAGAUCCAGCAGAAGUGGAGGCGGAUGUAUGCUGGGGAGUGCCAGGGACCAGGUGUGCGAACAGACUUUGAAAUUGUCCAACUCCGCAAAGUGCCGAGUCAGUACAACCACUUGUCUGGUCUGCUUGAUAUCUUCAAGUCUAAGAUAGGUUGUACCCUGUUCCCUCUACCUCCAGUCAACAUUGCUAUUCGCUUUACAUAUAUUCUCCAAGACUGGCAGCAGUACUCGUGGCCACAGCAGCCUCCAGACUUUGACACACUCCUUGGAGGCGAGGUCGGAGGGGUGGAGUUUGGGAAGCUUCCAUUUGGAGCCUGUGAGGAACCAAUUAGUGAACUUCAUCUUGCAACCACCUGGCCUCACCUGACAGAGGGAAUAGUUGUGGAUAAUGACGUCUACAGUGACCUCGACCCUCUUCAAGCUCCUCAUUGGUCAGUUCGAGUCAAGACAGCUGAAAACCCUCAGUGCUUACUGGGUGAUUUUCUGACGGAGUUCUUCAAGCUGGGCUGUAGGAAGGAGUCUACAGAGGAGCUUCUGGGAAGAGGAUUGACUGAAGAGGAGGGCAAAGACAACAGUGACAUCAGCUCUGCUUUAUCCAAGCUGACCGAGCCAACAGCAACUGUGCCAAUAACCAAACUAUACGUCUCCAAUAUGGUGCACACGGCUCGAAAGCACAUCCGCCGCCACCGCCGCAUCGACGAAUCACCACUUAACACUGACGUACUCAAUUCUGUCCUCCUGUAUCUCUUCCCAGAUGCUGCUGUGGAGAAAUCAUCAGAGAAUGUUAAGAGUAAAACUGCACCGUCAAACUCCGGCGAGACAACCGAGCAAGAUAAAAACUCAGAUUAUAAUCUUUUCCUCCAGCUGAAGUCAGCACCCAGUGAUAGUCUGACCUACCGGCUGGCAUUAUGUGUGUGUCUGGUCAACUACAACUACGGUGGGAUGCGGGCUGUUGCCCACCUCUGGCAGGAGUUCGUCCUGGAGUUGCGCUACCGCUGGGAAAACAACCACCUUAUCUAUGGAUUGACUGGUGGACCUCCUGAUCUUCGCUGUUGUCUUUUGCAUCAGAAGCUCCAGAUGCUGAACUGCUGCAUAGAGAGGAAGAGGGCCAGAGAUGAAGUUCGCAAGACUCUAGAGGGAAGCAAAGACAGAGAACGCAGAGUGUCUGGUGGCUCCCAGAACAGCCGCCAGGCUCCAGAGUCUACUGCAGCCGCAACAAGAGAGUUGUCUCAAGGAAAGUCCUGGGACUCAUGGAGUGACAGUGAGGAUGAGUUCUUUGAGUGUCUCAGUGACCAAGGAGAGAUAGAGGCUCCACAGACUGAGGGAGGAAAAGACGUCAGUAAAGGCAAAGCAGAGGGCCGACUCCACCCCCACAACAACAUGACACUCCUCAACUCUACAGAGCCUCUCUAUGUUCCCGUCACACAGGAACCUGCUCCCAUGACAGAGGAUCUGUUAGAGGAGCAGUCGGAGGUGCUGGCCAAGCUGGGCACGUCGGCUGAAGGCACCCACCUCCGGGCUCGGAUGCAGAGCGCAUGUCUGCUCUCCGACAUGGAGUCCUUUAAGGCAGCCAACCCAGGCUGUGUUCUGGAGGACUUUGUGCGCUGGUACUCUCCCAGGGAUUAUGUGGAGGAGGAGGUGGUGGAUGAGAAGGGUAACACAGUGGUGAAAGGCGAGCUUAGUCCCAGGAUGAAGAUCCCAGGCAACAUGUGGGUGGAGGCUUGGGAAACAGCCAGGGUGACACCUGCACGGCGCCAGAGAAGACUUUUUGAUGACACUAAGGAGGCAGAAAAGGUUCUGCACUAUUUGGCAAUGCAGAAACCUGCAGACGUGGCCUCUCACCUCCUGCCCUGCAUGAUCCAUGCUGCUAUUCUAAAGCUGAAAGAGGAAGAGUCAGUAGAAGACAUUCCAUCAGUCAAAAAAAGCAUUCAGCAGGCUGUAUCUCAAGCCAGCAAGCUGCUUCAUCCCCCCAACCGGGACUACAAGAAGUUAGAGGAUUUCAUGAACCAGUUGAUGGUUAUGGAGAUAAGCAUCACCCGCGCUCGCUCACUCAAGGCCAAGUUUUCUGUAAGUGAGGAUGAAAAGGGAGAGGAUGCAGAUGAGCUUGAGAAGUUUGUGAGCUCCUUGCUGGAGGAGCCAGAGGUGGCAGUGAUCGGAGCUGGUCAAGGCCCGGCUGGCAGCAUCAUCCACAGACUGUUUAUCAACUCUCAGAGGGCUGCCCUGCUGGCACCAAUGGAUGACGACCUGGUCUCUGACAGGAAGCUGACUGGACGAAGCAGUAAAGUAGCAGACUUUCCACCUCCGGCAGGCCGAGAGAUUCUGCUGCGAACAUGCGUCCCCCGACCAGCACCGUACUCCAAAGCUCUGCCUCAGCGGCUGUUCUGUGUGCUGAUGAAGGACGAGUUCAGACUGGCAGGGGCCUUCUCUACAGACACCUCCUUCUUCUAGGAACCACGGUCCAUUUGUAAAUAAUGAUUUACCUUUGCAACCCAGGAGUAGAAGAUCGUUUAAGGACACGGGAUGGUGCAUUAAAAAUGAUUAGUGCGUUUAUUGGUUGGGUUGUUUGUGUAUUCACACAAAUGCUUGUUUAUUAUGAGCGAAAGGUCUCAUUACGGCAUGACAUAUCCAUGUUGGCUACAUAUGAGGGGUUGACCGAUAUGGUUUUUCAGGGCUGAUAUCAGUACCAAUUAUUACUAAUCAAAGAGACCAAUAACUUGUAUUUAGAACUGAUAUAUCUUUGUAGUAGUAAAAUAAAAUCUUGGUGUCCAAGUGUAGAAUAACUCAAACACUAAA
Messenger RNA from Stegastes partitus (bicolor damselfish), 3323 nucleotides. RefSeq names its product RAB3 GTPase activating protein subunit 1 (gene rab3gap1). Bases 30 to 2978 code for a protein of 982 amino acids. The transcript is spliced from 24 exons. Gene Ontology annotation, biological process: positive regulation of GTPase activity. NCBI's taxonomy places the organism in Eukaryota, Metazoa, Chordata, Actinopteri, Pomacentridae. The record is from RefSeq and is a predicted model, not a curated record. Gene Ontology annotation, molecular function: GTPase activator activity.